Messenger RNA from Gekko japonicus, 1595 nucleotides. It is a transcript of the gene SHD, whose product is annotated as Src homology 2 domain containing transforming protein D. Gene Ontology annotation, molecular function: phosphotyrosine residue binding. The transcript is spliced from 6 exons. The record is from RefSeq and is a predicted model, not a curated record. Bases 148 to 1326 code for a protein of 392 amino acids. Lineage: Eukaryota; Metazoa; Chordata; Lepidosauria; Squamata; Gekkonidae.
UGGAUUAUAAAUCACGUUGACCCAUGAAGGAUUAUCUGGUUGCUGUUUGAGAAUCUCGUUUCUCUUUCAGCCUCGGCUUGUUCUGCCCAGAGGUAUUGGUGGCUUGGUGGUGGAAACUGGAAAGGGCAGAGGGGGAGGGGACCACCAAUGGCCAAGUGGCUUAAAGAUUACUUGAGUUUUGGGAGCCGGAGGUCUCCCCCGCAGCCCCCCAAGCCGGACUACACCGAAAGCGAGAUCUUAAAGGCCUAUCGGGCCCAGAAGAGCCUGGACUUCGAGGAUCCUUACGAAGACGUGGACAGCAAACCUGACCCAGACCCUGGGGGGUCCCCAAACAAAGUGGCGGCCGGCGGCGGCAAUUCUGAAGGGAAGUAUGGCUCUCCGAAACACCGCCUCAUCAAAGUGGACUCCUCCGAUCUCAACAGGAGCAAGGCUCUCUUGGCCACUGCCCCGGAAGAAGCAAUGGUGCCACCAGAUCAGCCCCUUGGUGAGAGUGAGUAUUCGGACCCCUUUGAUGCUCACCCAGAGCCGAAAGAAGACGGGGAGGAGGAUGUGGAGCUGGAAAACAAUGGCUACAUGGAACCUUAUGAUGCCCAAAAGGUGGUGGCUGAUCUCCAGCGCAAAAACGACAGGGAGGAGAGAAAGGUGAAGAAAUCCCGGAAGGGUCUACAGCUGUACGACACUCCCUAUGAGGAGAAGGAACCAGAGGCCAACCUGGAGGGCUCCUCUGCUGAUAAACCCCGUGAGAGCCGUCUGCCCCAGGACGAUGAGCGGCCAGCGGAUGAGUACGACCAGCCGUGGGAGUGGAAGAAGAACCACAUUUCUCGGGCUUUUGCAGUGCAGUUUGAGACCCCUGAGUGGGAACGGACGUCCUCGAUUUCCUCCUCUUCGGCGCUCGUGGAGCACUGGCACCAGCCAAAACACCUGACGGGCAGUUCCAAGUUUGGUCUCUCCCAGAGUCCAGAAGGCAGCCCCCCUGCAGCAGAGCGGGUAGACCCCUCGCUACCACUGGAGAAGCAGGCGUGGUUUCAUGGCACGAUCAGCCGAGCAGAAGCCGAAUCCCUCUUGACUCUCUGCAAAGAAGGCAGCUACCUGGUACGGAACAGCGAGACCAGCCGGAAUGACUACUCCCUGUCGCUCAGGAGCAGCCAAGGGUUUAUGCACAUGAAAUUUACCCGGACCAAGGACGGCAAGUAUAUUCUGGGCCAAAACAGCGCUCCUUUCGACAGCGUUCCAGAGGUGAUCCAUCAUUACACCGCGCAAGAGCUUCCCGUCAAAGGGGCUGAGCACCUCUCUCUGCUCUACCCGGUUGCUGUUCAGACUCUGUAAAGCUACAGUUGCGGAGGAGCUGCUUUCAAUCCAAAGAGACUGGCAGGAUGAUUGUCCGGACUGCAGAGGGUAUCUAGUUGGGGCGACUCACAGACAAUCUCUCCUGUUGGGGUUCUCGCAUCAUGGAGAGACACAUGCUACUGCUGUCUCCGGUUUCUCAAGCAAUAAAAACCCUACGACACCCAACGUCAGAAGUCUAAAGGUGUACAAAGGGUUUAAAAGGUGGGAGGCCCCUCAUCUGUUCAGACUGGCAGUGGCUCUCCAGCGGC